CGUGUUUCUGUGGGGUGUUCCCUCUCUGAUGACCCAACUAUGCCCAAACACACUGUUUGUUACGUAUUUGGAGCAAUAUUUAAACCAAGCAAAAAACCUCCUGUGUUCCUCUGCUCUCUUUGUUCCUUUUGCAAAGAGGUGGCGAAGCUUCUAAAGGAAUUUUUUAGCUCCGGGGAGUUGGGUGGCAGUUGCAGGGAUAUUUAUUAACUUUACAACCCAGUGGUGUGUUGAAAGGGUUAUUUCACAAAUUCUGGACUCCUGUAGAUUGUAUUCAGCAGGAUGGUUCACUUGAGGUUGUUACAGUUUCAGCAGGUUUUUUUGGGGGAUGUGAAAAUGGAUUGGAUUUAACCCCUAAAUUCUCUGCUCGGGUCGGAUUUAACACCCAAAUAACCUGAAGCUGAGUUGCAGAAUCAGCUCUGGUGUAAAAUCAGGGGUGGAAAUUCUCAUUUCCUUAUAUCCUAGAGGUUUGUGUUCAUGGAAAUUCCUUUGGAGCAAGUCAGAAACUUCCCCAGAACGUUUGCUGUGUUGGGGGGGGGCAGCAAUACCAAAGUGUACAAGUGUAAAAGUACAAAUCUGAGCCAUUUUUAUCAUCAAGGAGCUGCUUUAAUCACCAUUUGAUGCAAGUGAAUAAUUUCCCAGACUGUACAUCACCCCAGCCCCAUGCUAAGAGUUUCUUUUUAAACACAUUUCUUUUACAAGCCUCUGCAUAAAUCCAAAAUUUGUGCUCUGCAUAAAUCCAAAAGCACUUUGCUAAAGGUAAAAACUGCUGCUGUUUCAUCCUGUGUGUUGAAUGUGGGGAGAGGGGACAGAGGUGACAAAGUGCUCAGUGUCAGCCCAAAGAUGUCAUUUUAUUCCGGAAAAACAACAUGGAGCAUCUGCUUCUUAUUUUUUUUUUUUAAUAGUUUCUUUGGGUGCUGAAUGAAGAGAGGCUUCCAAGUGAUUAUUUUCCCUUAAGGGAAAAAAAAAUAAAUCCUAGGACAACUGGAGCCUUUGACUUGGGAGCUGUGCAGCUGUUGCAGAAAAUUGAGGUGGUUUAAAAAUUAUUAUUUUUUUUUUCUUCUCGUCCUGUCUAAUGGAAAGAGAUUUUUGUAGGGAAAGAAGAGCUCCCCUCAGUUUUGGGAUGUAACUUUUUGCAAAACUCAAGCUCCAUUUUGAGGUCUCCUGAGCUUGUUUUCAUGUCUGAAAUUCGUUGUGUGGCCAAGUUGGGAGUUUUGCACAGCAAAAAAAAAAACCUGCUUAAGAGCUACAGACAUGGUUUGUAUAAAUGUUGUGUUUGUUUUGGGAGUAUAUUCUUUUAUUUUCUGUUAUUUUUGUGUGUUCUCUCUUAUUUUCCUGAAUUUUCCUGCUGUGGUUGCUCAGAAGCACCAUUUUAACCCUUUCAUUUUCCCAGUAAGAAGAAGGGGAAUUUCUGCACCCACCAGAGAAGAACCAGGAUGGUCAGUGGAGCCCCAGGAACAGGAGAUCACAGGAGGAGCCCCUUUGUACCAAGAAGAUGCCACAUCCCCUGGCCUGCACAGAGAGGGUUCCUCAGCUUCACAAAGCCCAGCUUUCCCUCGUCCUCCAGCGCGGAGAAAACGCUACACCAUCACCCCGGGGCACUUGAGAUGGGACCACUUCAACCUGACCUACAAAAUCCUGUCCUUCCCGAGGAACCUGCUGAGCGCCAGGGACACGCGCCGGGGGCUGGCGGCCGCGUUCCGCAUGUGGAGCGAGGUGUCCCCGUUCAGCUUCAGGGAGGUCCCCCGGCACCUCCCCAGCGACCUCAAAAUCGGCUUCUACUCCAUCAACCACACGGACUGUCUGGAGUCCCUCACCCACCACUGCUUCGAUGGCACCACGGGGGAACUGGCCCACGCCUUCUUCCCACCCCACGGAGAAAUCCACUUCGAUGACCACGAGUACUGGAUCCUGGGGAACACCAGGUUCAGCUGGAAGAAAGGUGUUUGGCUGACAGACCUGGUCCAUGUAGCAGCUCAUGAAAUAGGCCACGCCUUGGGCCUGAUGCACUCCCUGAACCCCAACGCCCUCAUGCACAUCAACGCCACCCUGACUGGGAAAAAGACCAUCUCCCAGGAUGAGGUGUGGGGAAUCCACAGGCUUUAUGGCUGUAAAGACAGAUUAUUUAUGUGCCCAGCAUGGGCAAAAAAAGGCUUCUGUGAGAAGCGCAGGAAGCUGAUGAAGAAGCACUGCCCAUCCACCUGUGACUUCUGCUAUGAAUUCCCAUUUCCAACGGUGCCCCCGACUCUGCCCCCGCCGAGGACCAAGACCAAGACGGUUUCCGAGGGCAGGAACGUCACCUUCCGCUGCGGGCAGAAGAUCAUCCACAAAAAAGGCAAAGUCUACUGGUAUAAAGAUAAGGAGCUUCUGGAAUACUCAUAUCCAGGUUAUUUAUCCUUAAAUGAAGACCACAUGAGCAUCAUUGCAAAUGCAAUUAAUGAAGGAACUUACACUUGUAUAGUGAAGAAAAAAGAAAGGAUCCUGACUACUUAUUCCUGGAGAAUCAGACUGAAGCACUGACAAGGCCCUGGAAUGAGCUCCUUCAGUUCCUGCUAGUUCUGUUUCAAAUUGUUUCUUUGGCAUUUUUUAUAUUUAAUUUCCAGUAGUGCAACUGAACUUCUCCAUCAGCUGCUUCCUCACCCUGGGCAAAAGAGACUCUUGAGACUGGUUACUGGAAUGUAAAACUCUCCCAAAUUAGUUUUAAUGACAAAGAAUUUAUCAACUAGGUGCUGUACAGAGAAUUAAAAAAAAAACCAACUUUUUUUUUUUUAAAGAAAAGCAUCAGGUGGUGCAGUUGAACUGUGUGGAUCCCUGGGAACUGCUGGAAAACAGGAGCAGAACUGCAUCAGCCACCAGGAUGGCUCAGCUGGGCUGCACUGGAGGCAGACUGGGGAAGGGAAAAGGAGCAGUUUAAUACUCUGCAAGUGUUUCUGCCCUUGUUUUAGAUCCUGGUGCUCUGCAACACAAGAAGUUCUACAAAAGUCGAAGCCCCAGGACCACUUUUUCUCCUCCUGCUCAGGAGGAGGGUGUGGGGCACAGCAGCCCUGUCUCACUCAACUCCACAGUCCACGUGGGCAGGUCAAGUAUCCCCAGAACAUCUUUUCCCCCCAGCUCCCCUUCCCAGGGUUUGUAUUUAUUCCUUUGAUCCCAACAGGCCCUGAGUGCUCAGAGCUUGGCCCUCAGGUGUCCGAGCCAGGAGCAGACAAGGUGAUUUCCAUCGCUGUCCUCCCCCAGGCUGAGGGGAAUGUGCCACAGCCAGCUGGAAGAGAGCACAAGGAGGGGUUGGCCAAGCUGGGAAGGGAAUAAUUCCAUGUCAGAUACAAACUGUGCAGUCAGUCAUGGUUUAAUCCUUGAGUUCACACAGGCUCUGCUUCCGUGGACUCCUGCUUUUCAGUGGGUUACUGAGCUCCCUCUCCGAGGAAUCUUCUGGAAUCGGGAAUGUUUCAGUGACAGACCAGUGACAGAGCUGUUUCUCCUUCAGAAACAGAAACAUUCCUGCACAGGGAAAACAACCCAGCUGCUUCCAAACCUCACCCCAACUUCAGCACCUCCCCUUCCAGCUUCAAGGCCUUUACCCUCAGAACUCUUCAAAAUGUACUGAGAGGGAUAGAAUGUUUAUGAUUUCUGUUAAUCCUGUUCCUGGCCUGGUGCCCAGUUCUGAUUGCUUGAAAAUUUGGUGUUUUCCAAACCUCCCUUGUUCCCAGAACAGAGUGAGCCCAUUAUAAAUCAGGAACUGCAAGGGAUGUGAUAUUCCAACACAGUUCCUCCUCUGGUCGCUCCUGAGAUGUGGCAUUACACAAUCACUACACAAGCUCUUCUUUUGAUGGAAAAAGGGCAUAUUAAAAGAAAUUCCGCAGAAAAUAAAGUUUCAAGUCUCCA
This is a messenger RNA of Pseudopipra pipra, 3876 nucleotides long. RefSeq names its product matrix metallopeptidase 23B (gene MMP23B). The transcript is spliced from 8 exons. Gene Ontology annotation, biological process: proteolysis; extracellular matrix organization; collagen catabolic process. Lineage: Eukaryota; Metazoa; Chordata; Aves; Passeriformes; Pipridae. Gene Ontology annotation, cellular component: extracellular matrix. Gene Ontology annotation, molecular function: metalloendopeptidase activity; zinc ion binding. The record is from RefSeq and is a predicted model, not a curated record. Bases 1252 to 2517 code for a protein of 421 amino acids.